GGCCACUUCUCCAAACAAGAGAUGAUAGCAGUUUCUGCAGUUGCUUUACAGGAUCACAUAAUACAGAGUCAUCAGCUCCAGGAUCUUUCAUUAGCAGAUCCUUUUAAGUCAAGGACAAGGAAUACCAAGAACAUUUACAAACCCGUGAACAAAGUAAUAUUCAGAGAAGUAGUAGAUACUGGACUAAGAAAAAAGAGCUCUCACCGCAAAAACAAGGAAGAUGCAGAAAAGGAGUAUGUUCUUGAUCCCAGUCCUCCACAGCUAACGUUAGCUCAGAAAUCAGGCCUAGCUGAGCCUCCUUCCUUGCCACUAGCUGCUGAAGGUUGGGUAAAAGUAAAGCAAAGAUCUAUAUAGCAUGAAGACUCCAUACAGCCUUGUGCAGUAUGCAGGGAUAAUUUUUCCUUUGAAAAACAAGUGCUGCUGAUAUGUUCCCAUGUAUCCCAUAUAGCAUGGCUGAAAGCCUUUGAAAAAUUUACAGGUAAAAAGUCUUGUCCUAUGUGUAGAAAAGAGCAGUAUCAGACCAGAGUCAUACAUGAUGGGGCACGCUUGUUUAAAAUAAAGUGCACUAUUAAAAUUCAAGCUUCCUGGAAGGGAUACAUUGUUAGUAAAUGGUAUAAAAACCUGAGAAAAACAGUGGCUCCUAAGGAUGGCAAAUUAAGAAAGCAAUUCUUGGAGAAAAAGGUUCAACAGAUCAGCAAUCGACUGUUGAGUUCUUCGGACAUCAAUCUAAAUGAAUUUUUUCCUGAGAUAGAUUCUUCUAUAGCUGCAAGUCGAGAUGUGUUUCUACAGUUGGAAGGAAAAGAAAUAUUAUUAAUAAGUGAAACUGACUGGGAGAAGAUCCAGAUGCAGGCAUUUUGACAAGAGAUAUUUGACUGUCCUAUCUGUAUCAUGCCCCUCAGUCCUAACGUUCAUCCUGCCUUUUCUGGUUAGAGCAAUCAUUUUUCACAACAGGCUGUUCUGCUUUCUUGUUCACAUUUGUUUCAUCAUAUCUGUCUUCAAGCAUUUGAAGACUUUUCCUUGGGAGAGCGACAUAUUUGUCCUUUAUGUUGCUGAUAUUAUCAAGAGAACAUCCUCAAGUGUUGA
This is a messenger RNA of Cariama cristata (Red-legged seriema), 1083 nucleotides long. RefSeq names its product ring finger protein 32 (gene RNF32). Gene Ontology annotation, molecular function: protein binding. The record is from RefSeq and is a predicted model, not a curated record. Lineage: Eukaryota; Metazoa; Chordata; Aves; Cariamiformes; Cariamidae.